Molecule: messenger RNA, 2714 nt
Organism: Aspergillus steynii IBT 23096
Lineage: Eukaryota; Fungi; Ascomycota; Eurotiomycetes; Eurotiales; Aspergillaceae
Exons: 2
Coding region: 297-2714 (805 amino acids)
Source: RefSeq, a predicted model, not a curated record
GGAUUCCUCCUGAUAUCUCAUCCAUGGAUGCAUCGCAACUUCCCCGGGCUUGCAGUAGUCGCCCUGUCGAAUGAUCUACCAUGUAUACACUUGUGCUUGUACUAUACACAUGCUGUGCCUGCCUUUUCUUGUUCAUACCUGCAGUCUCUGGACUGGUCCUUCCCAAUAUGCCAAAUGGAAUCACUUUCUAUACUCGAGCAUCUCAUGCUCUCCCCAUUCGCAAUGCAUCCCUCCAUCGUAAUCCGUCAUCUCGGAAAAUGAAUCGGCCACCUUCUGGCUGCGCCGCAUAGCCCUUCAUGAGAAUCCUCUUUUGUCCUCGGUUCUUCAGGAGCCGCAGUUCUUCGACCUCCUCGGACAGCCCGCAGACCUCCCGUUACCAGCUGGACCGGUUAGAUGUGCCAGCGACUCCAGGUCGCUCUCCAGAAGGCAUCACAUCGUCCAGAGAAAAUGCCCAUUACCGUGACCACCGGAGCGACUCCUCCGCGGGCUUCUCUGAUAGACUGCGCAGACGGUUUUCUCGAGAAGCAAAUGGCCCUCACAUGCGACCUCGAAAGAGUGACAAAAAGAUCGGAAAUUCAAUCUUCCCAUUCACGACCAUGACCUUCAAGAACAGUCCCAACCAAAUCGCAUCCGCUGAUAUAGGAAGCAGUCUGAUAAGCGAACGGGGUUAUGACAGCGACGCACAGUGUAUCACCACCCCCAAGCAGACCGGCAAUUUCAGAGAGGAGCCACGCUCCAGACCCGGUAUUUGGAGGGACAUGUCGCCGCUGGCCCAGCCCAAUUACGACUCAGACCAGGAAGCUCAGUACGGAAGGUCUCCGGCGCCGAUGGAUGAGGCUGGUAGGAUGGGGAGCCAUUAUCACGGAGUUCACCGAGAGAUGGAAAGACCACAAGCAUCGUGGCACUCAAGAAAUCAACCACGUUGGGGUCCACCACAAAACUUCUCUACCCCUCGCAAUGCCUACCAUGAAAACCGCCGGGGGAGGAUGGGAAGUCCUUGUCCAAGCAUGGCCAGCAGCGUGUCCCUAGACACGACGGCAGAUGGGUCCAAGUCCACUGCCCAGGGCUUCUAUUAUCCUCGACAUCGACAAGGCAUUCAAAACGCUUCAAUGCCCAUCAAUUACCCCAGAGAUGACCAUCAAUAUUCGCCGACUAACAAUGGAGGACAGAGUCUGAAUUUGCCCAACUGCACACCAACCUUUUCGCAGCCGUAUACAACGUCCGCCGAGUCUGUAGUGUACCCGCCCUCCCAAAUCUCGGUCAUGAAAAGAAGACAACGGCAUCAAAGGGAGCAGGAUUCGGACGGACAGUCUAUCCAUCUGGUUGACAUGAAUAUACCCCGGGCUUUGGCGUCGCACUCCAUGUCGCCUCACGUUUUGUCUCGAAAUCAGUCACUGGACCAGAAUGAAUGGAGCAAUAGAAGCGAGGGACAAAGUAUCACUCAGCCUGGUCAUGGAUAUUCGAAAGUGGAAACAUCCAAGGCCUCGGCUCACAAUGUAGGAAAGAUGAGCAAGGAGCCUUCGUCAUCUUAUUCUCGCAAGACGAGCAUUUCCUCGGACUUUCCAGGAUACCGCUGGGAAAACAAAGGGGUCAACAAUACCUCUGCCAGCCCCGAAAAAGAAUCUACAGGGGCUGGUUUCGACGGAACACAAAAUCGUAAACCAUCACCUCGGCCACGAGAAGUGCAUGCUGGCCAGUCGAGCGAGUUCAGUCCACUCAAUCCACGAGAUCAUGACGGCACCGACACCACAGAUAUCCAAAAGGGCAGAUUCAUAGGUCAGCUUGGAUCGAAUCGGUCGGUCUCGUCCCCCGUUCCCAAUACCAAUUGUGGCACGGACGAAAGCCUCGCGUCUCCGCGAAAAGUCAGUGUCGGCUGGAUGUCAGGAGGCCGUCGCCUUGGCUAUGGCUACACGAUGGUACCGGCAGACGAAUCAAUUGAACGGCCAUCUCACGGAAAACCAGCAACACCCUUGAGAACGGAAAGCAGACAGGGAAGCGAUGGAGCAACUGCCGGCCAUACCAAACAAUGCUCGGAGAAGACGAGCAAAAUUUCAUUGCGCAUAGGGGACUCGACAUAUGACAUUUCAAGUAUCAUUCAACGCUUGAACCCACGCCAUAGAGCAACAACAUCCGUUGAGAUCACCAAUCGCAGCGACACGGCGAGUUGUGACUCUGUGACUUCUUCUCUAUGGGAAAAGCUUGGGUAUCGGAAAAAAAGUCAGAACGAACAGGAAACGGAUGCCGACAAGAAGGUCCCAUGGGGUCAUUUCUGUGGUGUAGGUUUAGACCAGACCCUGCGAGAGCCACCGGUAAUGAGCAAAGACGCACCUGCUUCCGUCGGGAGCGAAGACAGAGGCCGUUUGGGACUGAGUCGAGCAAAAACCAUCUUGGCCAAAGGGCGCGGCGUGGGCGCAAUUGCGCGCGAAUUGGAACAUUCAAUUGUGCAAAGUAAAGGGCCUCGGGUCAUGAAGUACAAAAUACGCGACCUAAGGAAUAGACGCCACAAAACUGACGAUGACCGGCCGAUCUUUGACAACAGAAAGGGUAGCUAUGGGACUUCGCAGGACGGAGAGGAAAGAGAGUCGAAUCCGGACAUAAAUGCGGUUGAUCGAGACGAGGUGGAAGACCCCAAGCAACCUAGCUUCGAUUUGGUGUCCGACGACUGGGUUGACAAGAUCCACGAAGGCCUGGACAUCCAACCGAUCCCCGAGUAG